Messenger RNA from Fraxinus pennsylvanica, 630 nucleotides. The record is from the annotation of a GenBank genome assembly. NCBI's taxonomy places the organism in Eukaryota, Viridiplantae, Streptophyta, Magnoliopsida, Lamiales, Oleaceae.
AUGGCUUCUAAAAAUGGCCAUGCCCAAACUGUCUCACCUGAGACAGACACCCCUUAUUCGACUCCAAUUUUCCGGGUGGCCUCGACUCGCUGGACUCCAUCCUUUUCUUCAUCCUCACCGUCACAUGAUUCUUGGGAUUCAUAUUUUGGUUCAUCAAUGUCUUUAGAUGAAGAAUUUUCAUCACUUAGUCCUAAUAACAUCCCCCUAAAAUUCUCCGGCCGCGUUCCAUUUUCUUGGGAGCAACACCCCGGAAUUCCCAAACAACUAAGUCCCAAGAAAAAGGGUAGUGUCGCCACCGGUCUCCUCCCAUUGCCGCCAGCUGGAAAUUCAAAUCCCGUCAAGAAACAAAUUCAAGAAGAGAUUUCUCCAAAGAAGUACAUGACAAGUGACAGUUUCAGAAAGGACCCCUUUUUUGCUGCAUUAGUCGAGUGUUCCAAAGAUGAUCAUAGUCAUCAUCAAACGGUUGGGAUUGAUGUUUGGAAGGGAUCAAAGAUUUCAAGAACAUUAAGUGAUAGAUUUGGAUUCAUUAACUUGUACACUUCUUGCAAAAGAAGCUGUGCAGUUUCAGAAUCGAUUUUUUAUCUCCCAAGAUCAACCCCACAUUAUCGUCUCAAUCGUCGUCCCAGCUAA